Micromonas pusilla CCMP1545 is the source of this 1479-nucleotide messenger RNA. RefSeq lists its product as uncharacterized. Gene Ontology annotation, biological process: shikimate metabolic process; chorismate biosynthetic process. The transcript has a single exon. NCBI's taxonomy places the organism in Eukaryota, Viridiplantae, Chlorophyta, Mamiellophyceae, Mamiellales, Mamiellaceae. Gene Ontology annotation, molecular function: 3-dehydroquinate dehydratase activity; shikimate 3-dehydrogenase (NADP+) activity; NADP binding. The annotation marks the transcript as partial. The record is from RefSeq and is a predicted model, not a curated record.
GUCAUCGCGCCGACGGUCGCGGAGGCGCUGACGGAGAUCGACGAGGCCGUCGCGGGCGGCGCGGACAUCGUCGAGCUCCGCGUCGACUUCAUCCCGACCCUCGACGCGGACGGGAAGGACCUGACCGCGAUGCUCGAGCGGUGCCCGGUGCCGUGCAUCGUGACGUACCGCCCGACGUGGGAGGGCGGGCAGUACGCGGGCGAGGAAGAACCGCGGCUCGCGGCGCUGUGGAAAGCCGUCGAGCUCGGCGCCGCGUACGUGGACUGCGAGCUCCUCGCGGCGGAGCGUUUCUUCGCCGCCGCGCCGCCGGGGAUUAAGGACGCGUCCGCGACGAAGAUCAUCCUGUCGUCGCACGACUACGACGCCGUGCCGUCGUACGACGAGCUCGCGGAGAUCCGCGCGCGAUGCGUCGCCGCGGGCGCGGACGUCGUGAAGAUCGCGGCGAUGGUGAAGGACAUCGUCGACGUGACGCGGCUGCAGACGCUUCUGGAGGACGCCGCGGGGUCGCGACAGGACACGAUCGUCCUCGGCAUGGGCGAGGCUGGGCAGGUUUCGCGCCUCCUGGCGGCGAAGUUCGGGUCGUUCCUCACGUUCGGCGCGCUGCGCGCGGGCGCGGAGUCCGCGCCGGGGCAGCCGACGCUGAGGCAGUUGAGGGACUUGUACCGCGUGCCGACGCAGACGCGGGCGACGAAGGUGAUGGGCGUGAUUGGCAACCCGAUCGCGCAGAGCAAAUCUCCGGCGCUGCAUAACCCGUCGCUCGCCGCCGCGGGCGUGGACGCGUGCUACGUCCCGCUGCUCGUGAACGACAUCGAGGCGUUUUUGAAGAGCGCGACGUUCGGCGGGGACGAUUACGUCGGAUUUUCCGUCACGAUUCCGCACAAGGAAGCCGCGCUUCGGUGUUGCGACGAGGUCGACCCCGUCGCCGCGGAGAUCGGCGCGGUGAACACGCUCGUGAAGCGACCGGACGGGACGUUUAAAGGGUACAACACGGACUACGUCGCCGCGAUCGACGCGAUCGAGGCGGCGAUGAACGCCAAGCGAGGGACGGCGUCGGGGGAGGUUUUACGCGGAAAAACCGUCGUCGUCGUCGGCGCGGGCGGCGCGGGGCGAGGCCUCGCGUUCGGCGCGAAGUUCAAAGGCGCGGACGUGAUCGUCGCGAACCGGUCGCUCGACCGCGCCCAGGCGCUCGCGACCGCGUGCGGCGGCGUCGCGGUGACGCUCGAGGCGCUCGCGAGCGGCGCGGUGAAGGGCGACGUCCUCGCGAACACGACGUCCGUGGGCAUGACGCCGAAGGUCGACGAGACGCCGACGCCUAAAUCGGCGAUCGCCGCGGGCGGGUUCGACGUCGUCUUCGACGCGGUGUACAACCCGCUCGAGACGAAGCUGCUGAGAGACGCGAAGGAGGUCGGGUGCGAGCUGGCGAGCGGGCUGGACAUGUUCGUCGGGCAAGCCGCGUUGCAGUUCGAGCUGUUCACGGGG